This is a messenger RNA of Notodromas monacha, 1014 nucleotides long. NCBI's taxonomy places the organism in Eukaryota, Metazoa, Arthropoda, Ostracoda, Podocopida, Cyprididae. The record is from the annotation of a GenBank genome assembly.
AGGAAAUUGAUUGUGCUCAUAUACAUAUUUAGAGAAAAGAAAUAGUGAAUUGAACAUCAACAUGAACGUUUCCAUGAAGAACUUUGUGCUGGUGCUCGCCGUUGGAUUCCUCUCAAUUGCUUCGGCAGCAGUGACUCCGACACAUCAUGAUAGUGACACCACACUUGCGGUGACACCUACUACCAAACCUCUUAAAGAAAGCAAACCAAGCCUUGAUGAAUCCGCGGCAGAUGUCCAUCACCUCGUGCAAGGUGAACCAUCAUUGAAGAUUGCUGCCCAUGCAUCAGCAGUCCCUGAACCCAGUGCAGAGCCCAUUCCAGAACCCAGUGCAGAACCAGUUCAUGAGCCAAACCUUGGAACAACUGUGUCUGAGGCCAACAAACCAGUCACUCUCAGCACUACAGCUGCAAAGCAUUCUUCAGAAGAAGAACACAAAGAAGGAUCCCAUGUAAAGCCGUCAUCCACCACUGCUGCAGUUUUGGCGGAUGUCAGUGAGCGCCAGAAGCGUCAAAUGGAGAAACAUGAAGAUUUGAAUGCCAAGGCUGCUCACCCUGACCCAAUGAAACCAGAGAAGCCCAGCAUGGCCAGCAAGCAACAAGACCAGCCACCAUCGACAUCUACACCAGCGCCAUCCACCAGCGCUAGAACAAACAAUGCACCUUCUCAAGCAGUUUCGGCUGGCCUAUUGAUCGCCUCCAUCUCAGUUGCUCUAGUCCUGUGAACGAAAUGAGUGUCAAUUCUGAAGUUUUGUCUAAUUAUUUUUAAUGAUCAGUGAGGAAUGGAAUACAAGUCAGAUGGGGUUGAUGAACGCCAGCAAAACAUUGGAGAAUUUCAUUGAAUGUGCAGAUCAGUUUUCCCACUUAUGACUCCAUACAUAUUGUAUACUGUAAGCGUCUUUCAGCAUGCAAUGUUGCGGAGGUUGAAUCAGAUUUGCGGCAGGAAAGGGCCAUCCUUGAACAGCGGUGUUAGUGGCAGUUACUUGACUUCGAGGUUUCUAAAUCAAAUUAGAAGGGC